Malassezia sympodialis ATCC 42132 is the source of this 1845-nucleotide messenger RNA. RefSeq lists its product as uncharacterized. The record is from RefSeq and is a predicted model, not a curated record. The transcript is spliced from 2 exons. The coding region runs from base 1 to 1845 and encodes 614 amino acids. Gene Ontology annotation, biological process: lipid metabolic process. NCBI's taxonomy places the organism in Eukaryota, Fungi, Basidiomycota, Malasseziomycetes, Malasseziales, Malasseziaceae.
AUGGCGACGAGUCGCGCUCGGUCGCGGCAUGUGUCUCAGGUCGGUGAACCUAUUCUGGACGACGGCAGGACCCAUGACCCGUACAUGGACACCGACGGUCUCUCGACUGCGCCCUCGGAAAGACGCCAGAGUGAUGAAUUUGAAGACGCAGACGAGUACAUUGAUGAUGGAUCAGAGCAGUUGAUGCCUGACGGCUAUGGCUAUAAUGAACCGAGUGCGCACGCCAGGGACUACCCGACCCAAGAGCGCAUAAACCAUGCGUCGCGCUCUGCGCGCGCAGGGUACGAGCCGAUUGAUGAUUCCGUCCCACAGUCAGAAUAUAUCUACGAUGAGGAGAAUGAUGACUACCGGAAUGGACACUACAGCGGACACGCACGGCCUUCGGUGGCCGACCAUGCGCAAAGCAGAGGGCAUGGAGUGUAUGUGGAACAUCCCCAUACGGCAUUUGAGGACACGCCACACAGGAUGGACGAAUAUACAGAGCAGCCCUACUUUAAUCCAAAUGAGAUGAGUGCGGCGCAGGAGCAUCCGGAGGAUUUUCCGGCGUUCUUCAUGCAUUCAGUUGGCGAGUAUGGUGAUUUUGGGUUUUUUUCGCGCAUGUACAUUGAGAUCCGACAGAUGUUCAUGUUCGGACUGACGUCCCUGGGGUUGAUGAUCCUUGCAAAUCUGGCUUUUGCACGGUACUUUAAUCCGUUCCGGAAGAAUUACCCUAAGGCGCGCCUGGACUUUGAGUAUGAGCGGCGCAUCACAGGCGAACGCUACAGCGAGCGCGUCGAGUACUACGCCGAGUACUGGGGUUACCAAUGUGAAGAGUACGAGAUCUUAACACGGGAGGGCUGGAUCCUCAAGGCUCAUCGUAUCUCUGAUCCGCGGCGCCCGGGCGGGCGUGGCUACCCGGUGGUCCUGCAGCAUGGUAUUCUCUGCACGUCGCUCUUUUUCUUCACGUCGGAGGAACGCUCGCUGGGCUUUUGGCUGGUCGAUCAAGGCUUUGAUGUAUGGAGCACCAACAUCCGCUCGAACUAUGGCGCGGGACAUACCCGGUACAGCCGAUGGGAUCCGCGCUUCUGGUCGUGGAGCCUAAUUGAACUGGGGGACGAUCUCGUUGACGUGGUCGACUUUGUGCUGCAGACUACGGGCUACAAGCAGUUGGCAUACGUGGGGCACUCACAGGGCACGGGCAGCAUGUUCCUGGCACUUAACAAGUAUGCCGACUUUGGCAAGAAGUUGUCUUCGUUCACGGCCCUAGGCCCUGCUGUUUAUCCCGGUAGCUCGCUGAGACGGCUGCCUUUUCGGGUUAUGAAAAUGGUGCCAUCGCGUUGGGCGUGGUCGCUUGUCUUUGGCGUGCGGGAGUUUCUUCCGGCUCUGGACUUGAUUCGCGCCUUGCUGCCUAAGUCGCUGUUUGGGCAUAUGGCCUAUAUUAUAUUUGCCUACUUGUUCGACUUCCACGACCACAAUUGGGUUGACCGCCACAAACCUAAGAUUUUUUGCUCGACGGGUGUGACGACUAGCAGUGAGCUUCUGUACUACUGGAUCCAUUCGUUUGUUGCUCGAGGGUGUGUGUUUGAUCCACGCAUCACCCAGCCGUGGUUUCCGCCGUCCUUCCCCCCCCUCACUGUGGCGUAUGGUUCAAUCGACCACUUAGUGCUGGGAAAGCCGCUGGUUGAUCGCUUGAUGGCCUACGAGAGCAAUGUCCAGAUUGUUCACAUCCUCGAACUGAAGGGCUACGAACAUAUGGACAUGGUCCUUGGCGGUGACGCCUACAAGACCGUAUUCCCCAAGAUCAAAGAUACCAUUGUGCGCACUAUUGACCCAGAGGAUCUGCCAGAGAUCCAGGGCACCAGAUAA